CAUUCCAUCUCAUCUAAUAUCUUUCAUUCCAUCAUCUCCCACUUUUUAAUACAACCCACCUUUUUCUUCCUUCUUCCCCCUAUUUUACCAUUUCCCCAUUUUCUUCCUCUCUUUCUUUGAGUUUUCUUCAGUUCAACCAAAGAUAUACUACACUUUCUUUCUCUCUCCUCUCUUUUUUUAUGUUCUUCUGAGCUUUUUAUUCUCUUUUAUCCACUACCCCUUUUAACUAGAAGCAAUCCCAUCAAAAAAUUUUAAUACCCUUUUUCUGAUUUUAUGUAUUGAUUGUGUUUAUUGAUUAAAGAUUAAAUUUUGUGAACUGGGUUUUUGGUUAAAUUCACUUUUGUACUUCUUACUGAUUUUUUGAAUCAGGAAAAUAAAAAAAGAGUAGGUCUUGUAUAGUUGACUAGGAGAUGGGGUGUUUCUCUUGUUUUGAAUCAAAGGAAGAAGAAAGAUUGAAUCCAACUUCUGGUGAUAAAGAUUACAAUAAAGAUGCCCCUUCUAAUUCCAAUAUCUCUAAAUUAUCAUCUGGAGCUGAUCGGCUGAAAGCGCGAAACAAUGUUGGGCCAAGGCAAGAAUCUUCAAUUUCUAAGGAUGGACCGGACACCAAUAUUAGUAGUAGUGCCCAGACAUUCACAUUUCGCGAGCUUGCAAUUGCGACUAAGAACUUCAGGGAUGAGUGCUUUCUUGGGGAAGGGGGUUUUGGGCGUGUUUACAAAGGGCGGUUGGAGACUGGUCAGGUAGUUGCUGUUAAGCAAUUAGACAGAAAUGGUCUCCAAGGCAACAGAGAGUUUCUUGUAGAGGUUCUUAUGCUCAGUCUUUUACAUCAACCGAAUUUAGUGAAUCUGAUUGGAUAUUGCGCUGAUGGUGAUCAGAGGUUACUUGUAUAUGAAUACAUGGCGCUGGGAUCAUUAGAAGAUCAUCUACAUGAUCUUCCACCCGAUAAAGAACCACUUGACUGGAAUACCAGGAUGAAGAUUGCAGCUGGAGCAGCAAAAGGUUUGGAGUACCUCCAUGAUAAAGCAAACCCGCCAGUUAUCUACCGAGAUUUCAAAUCAUCUAACAUAUUGUUAGAUGAAGGGUUCCAGCCAAAGCUUUCUGAUUUUGGGCUUGCUAAACUAGGACCUACUGGUGACAAGUCACAUGUUUCUACUAGGGUGAUGGGCACUUAUGGUUAUUGUGCUCCUGAAUAUGCUAUGACAGGGCAAUUGACUGUGAAGUCAGAUGUUUAUAGCUUUGGAGUAGUCUUCUUGGAGUUGAUAACUGGUCGUCGAGCCAUUGACAGUGACCGACCUCAUGGAGAGCAGAACCUUGUAGCAUGGGCACGCCCAUUGUUCAAUGAUCGCCGGAAAUUUUUGAAAUUGGCAGACCCCCGUCUACAAGGUAAAUUUCCAACUAGAGGACUUUACCAAGCUUUGGCGGUUGCAUCUAUGUGCAUACAAGAAAACGCAGCUGCUCGUCCUCUUAUCGGAGAUGUUGUUACCGCACUCUCGUAUCUGGCCAACCAAGCAUAUGAUAAAGAUAGGAGCAGAGAUGAGAACGGUGGGAAAAUUGUGAGGGGUGAAGACGGGGCAACUUCAGGUAGAAAAUGGGAUUUGGAGGGAGGCUCAGAUGAUUCCCCUAGAGAAACAGCUAGAAUGUUGAAUAAGGAUUCAGAGAGAGAACGUGCUGUUGCUGAGGCCAAAAUGUGGGGUGAGAAUUUGCGGGAUAAGAGACGACAAACAUUGGAUUUAGAGGGCGGAUCUGAAAAAGACGAUUCUCCAAAAGAAACGGCAAGGAUGUUGAAUCGAGAUUCGGACCGAGAGAGAGCAGUUGCUGAGGCCAAGAUGUGGGGGGAGAAUUUAAGGGAGAAAAGAAGGCAAAGCGCUCAAGGCACAGAUGACAACUUGGACGGGUGAUUCUGAUUCACCCUUUCGAGCUUGUACAGUGUCAGAAACCAGGCCUGAAGUUGAUGGUCAGGGCAGGCUAACUAGAGGGUGUACUAGUCUAUGCUAUGCCCUCGGGUUGCCACCUUUUUUUGCCUUGCCAAAUUUACCAAACUUAGGAAAAGAGUGAGGCUAAAUGGAGAACGGUUCUCCAGCGUACAGGCUAGUGAGGGCAUUUUGGUAAAUCCACUUGGUGUGGGCCGUAGACCAAUUUUGUUCUCCAUUUAGCCUUUUUUCUUACGGAAAUGUGUCGAGGCUGUGUAUGGAGGAUCAGAAUUGCCCACCAUGUAUGUUUGACCUUAGAAUUUUUUUUUUUGGAAUUUAUAUUUCUUGAUAAGAUUGGCGGAUAUCAGGAAAAUGAUGUUGAAGGGGGGGUAUAAUGCAUAGAAGAAUCAGAGUGUACAUCUUCGGUAUGAAAGAACAGGCACCUUUGGCUCCUUGUAAAACAUUUCAGAAUUCAAGAGUCGUUUUGCCAAA
This is a messenger RNA of Beta vulgaris subsp. vulgaris (sugar beet), 2399 nucleotides long. RefSeq names its product serine/threonine-protein kinase PBS1. NCBI's taxonomy places the organism in Eukaryota, Viridiplantae, Streptophyta, Magnoliopsida, Caryophyllales, Amaranthaceae. Gene Ontology annotation, biological process: protein phosphorylation. The transcript has 5 exons. Gene Ontology annotation, molecular function: protein kinase activity; ATP binding. The coding region runs from base 411 to 1895 and encodes 494 amino acids. The record is from RefSeq and is a predicted model, not a curated record.